Nanorana parkeri is the source of this 739-nucleotide messenger RNA. Its product is annotated as putative adenosylhomocysteinase 3. The record is from RefSeq and is a predicted model, not a curated record. The transcript has 6 exons. Gene Ontology annotation, cellular component: cytosol. The coding region runs from base 1 to 381 and encodes 126 amino acids. Gene Ontology annotation, biological process: L-methionine cycle. Lineage: Eukaryota; Metazoa; Chordata; Amphibia; Anura; Dicroglossidae.
AUGUCAGCAAGUCUGCGCACUCCUGAGCUGACAUGGGAGCGAGUUAGGUCUCAGGUUGAUCAUGUUAUUUGGCCUGAUGGGAAAAGGAUCGUUCUUUUGGCAGAGGGACGUCUCCUUAACCUGAGCUGUUCUACUGUCCCAACAUUUGUUCUAUCUAUUACUGCGACCACACAGGCAUUGGCUCUGAUUGAACUCUACAAUGCCCCAGAGGGUCGCUAUAAACAGGAUGUCUACCUGUUGCCUAAGAAGAUGGAUGAAUAUGUGGCCAGCCUUCAUCUUCCCACUUUUGAUGCCCACCUCACUGAGCUAUCAGAUGAGCAGGCCAAGUAUCUGGGUCUGAACAAGAAUGGACCUUUCAAACCAAAUUACUACAGGUAUUGAGUUCAUCUGAAUACUGCAUUCGAGGAGCAAUUGAAAAAUGGGGAAAUCUGGAAUAAAUAUAAAAAUAUGAAGCCUUUCACAGCCACUGUACAGCCAGCUCUUAUAUCAAGAACUGGACUCUCUGCCAUAUUAGUAAACAUGUUAUUUAUUACAGAAAAGCCGCCUAGAAUAGACUUUACCUGCUCUCUGUGCUAGUCCACAGGUUGUUGGGUUAUGGGGGGAGCUGUGCCUGUAAGACUGUAGCAGUUCCCCCCAGUCAUGCUGUACUUACAGGCUUAUAGCAAUCUCUUAACACUGCUUAUCCCAGCAGCACGUGGGAAGGGGAACAAGUUAACUAGCAUGAAACCUGAAUUUAAAA